Molecule: messenger RNA, 651 nt
Organism: Exserohilum turcica Et28A
Lineage: Eukaryota; Fungi; Ascomycota; Dothideomycetes; Pleosporales; Pleosporaceae
Exons: 2
Coding region: 1-651 (216 amino acids)
Source: RefSeq, a predicted model, not a curated record
AUGGUCUACAUCACCUCUGACCUUUUUGGCCCCAGUACCACACACGAGUGGCAGCAAGACCGCCCCCCAAACUACUGGCACACCAUGUCCCACGAACAGCCCCCCGCCGCCGCCGCCGCCGCCAGCCUGGGCAAGAGAAAGCGACCAGCAAACGACGACACACCACACAUCCGAGAAACCACUCGCCCACACGUUUCUGGAAGCAGCAGCAGCAGCAGUCGUACCCCGCCGCCCUUCGAUCCCAACAACGACACCAACAACCUCCCGUAUGCCGUUGCGCCCUCGAGGCACCACGACUGCCCGUCUGACAGGCGCCCCGUCAAGCAACUCAAACGGCUCAGCCCCCCCAAAGCCGCCCUCGUCAAAUCCACAUCUCACCUCAUGGACGUCGACAUCGAUGCUCCGCCCGUCUGCGAUUCCCGUGCCGUAUCGGACCUGCGCUCAUGCCAUGCCUGCAACAAGGCGCCCAAGCGCAAGAAGGAUCUGGAAAAUUACUUGGAUUGCACUCGAUGCCAAGGCCGCACUUGCUUCAUCUGCGCCCGCCAGUGCGUCGCUUGCGACAAGGCCACUUGCAAAAAGUGUAUUGUCGAGGUGGGCGAGGACGGCGAUGCUUGGUGUUUGGACUGUUAUUCUCGCAGUAUCAAUUCAUGA